Molecule: messenger RNA, 5088 nt
Organism: Oncorhynchus keta (chum salmon)
Lineage: Eukaryota; Metazoa; Chordata; Actinopteri; Salmoniformes; Salmonidae
Product: transcription factor AP-4-like
Exons: 7
Coding region: 1148-1969 (273 amino acids)
Biological process (GO): regulation of transcription by RNA polymerase II
Cellular component (GO): nucleus
Molecular function (GO): protein dimerization activity; DNA-binding transcription factor activity, RNA polymerase II-specific; RNA polymerase II cis-regulatory region sequence-specific DNA binding
Source: RefSeq, a predicted model, not a curated record
UCAACAUCCGCAACAGCAUUGAAAUAAUAAACAUCACACAAUUUCGUCCAUACUAAGUUAUAUUCAACUACUUUAAUUUUAUUUAUUCAUGUUUUGUAGAAAGACCCCGUUUUUGUGAAGUCGACGCUGUAAUAGUGUUUCAAAUAGGUAGGCAAAAAGCAUUGUUCUCUAUGUGAAGGGGGUGGUCUUGGUGUCAAAUUUCACCAGGCUACCAAACUAGCUACGUAUUUUGGCGAAGGAUUUGCACAUAUUACUAGUUCGCUAGCUACUAAGUGUAUACAUUCUGUUUCGUUGGUCGGCCGACGACAAGCUUGUUAGCUACCAUAUAUGCGUGCUCGCUACAAUAUUUCGUUGUACUAAGUCUGCUCACUCAACCAAUGUAUGUGAGAAGCGCUCGAUCAACCAGGGGUUUAUAGCUAAACACGCUUCUAGAAUCUUUUGGAGCAGAAGCAGAGUUUAUGAAUGAAGGCAGCGUUCAAAUCUAGAUUGCAGUAGGCUAGUCUGUACUAGUCUAUAGGCUCACAUCGUCAAUGGCUUGGAUGCAUUCCAUCUCAAAAGUAUUAGAUUUUUGGUUGUCCAUUUAACUUUUUAUUAGCAUUGAUUUAGGCAUAUCUUAUUUGUCUUGCUUACUGUACUCUAUUCAGUUGACUAAACAAAUAGCUAUUGUGAGUCUAAGCAUUGUGUGCAUAGAUAAUCGGUCUGCUAACAGGCCUACAUUUCCCCCUCUUAAGAUGUUGUGUGACAGUUAACUGUCGCGUUGUGAAUGAUUGUAAGCCUAGCUGUCAGACACGUUUCCCGAGAUCUGGUUAUUCUACUUCUUUGUAAACCUUGUAGAGCAUGGUUUCCCAAACUCUGUCCUGGGCCCCGUUUUGUAUUUUACCCCAUCAGUACACAGCUGAUUCCAAUAAUCAAAGCUUGAGGAGUUGGUUAUCUGAAUCAGCUGUGUAGUGCUAGGAGAACCAAAAUCCUGUUGUAGAGCAUUCACUGAUGUACACUGAUGUUAUCUCUGGAGGUUAUAUGGUUUACAUAUUACUCUGGCUGAGUAAACAGAACAGGUCUGGCCAACAUCCCGCUCAGCCCGGAGACUGCUCAGGACCAGGAGAGGCGUAUCCGCCGGGAGAUCGCCAAUAGUAACGAGCGGCGCCGCAUGCAGAGCAUCAACGCAGGGUUCCAGUCGCUGAAAACACUCCUGCCACACACAGACGGCGAGAAACUCAGCAAGGCUGCCAUCCUACAGCAGACGUCAGACUACAUCUUUGCUCUGGAGCAAGAGAAGACCCAGCUACUGCAGCAGAACAACCAGCUCAAACGCUUCAUACAGGAGUUCAGUGGUUCCUCCCCAAAGAGGAGGCGUGGGGCGGAGGAGAAGGAUGAAGGGAUCGGCUCCCCAGACAUUCUGGAGGAGGAGAAAGCCGAGGAGCUGAGGAGAGAGAUGUUGGAGCUCCGACAACAGUUGGACAAGGAGCGCUCGGCGAGGAUGAUACUGGAAGAACAGGUGCGUUCUCUGGACAUGGUGCUGCACCCAGAGAGGCUGAAGGUGAUCACCCAGCAGGUCCAGGAGGAGCAGGCUCACAUCCAGACCCAGACCUUACUGAGGCUACAGCAGCUCCAUGCAGAGACCAGCGCAGAGAGGGACAGACACGCAGCACACAGCCCACAGGUGCGGUCCCCAGCCCCCACUCACCACCCCACGGUCAUCGUCCCCGCCCCCACGCUGACCCCGCACCACGUCACCGUGGUUACCAUGAGCCCCGCCUCCAACACCAGCACAGUGUCAACGUCCCGGCAGAACCUGGAUACCAUCGUACAGGCCAUCCAGCACAUCGAACGUGCCCAGGAGAGGAGGGGCAGUGCUGAGGAGGAGAGGAGACGAGCAGUCAUCGUUAGCCCUGCCCACGUCUCCAUGGAUACCACCGGCUCUGACACGGCCUCCGACAGUGAGGGAGAGGAGGACUGCUCCAUGAACUAACACAGAGAUACACAUACCGUGUUCUCUAUACAGUUUCAGACAGCAUGAGCCAAGGCUGCUCAAUGAACUGUUAGCUACCACACACACACCUAUACAUAUAUAUACACACACACACACACACACAAUACAUACUGUAUAUACACACAACGUGUUCUCUCCAGACAGUUUGAAAUCAAGGGAGAGGACUGCUUGAUGAACUGUUCGCUGCCACACACACACACCAAUACAAACACAAUCAGACAGCAUCUGACUGGUAGAGCGAAACAAUGACAUUUGUUCUACUAAAAUCCAAAUUCAAUCAUAAACCAGUGACCAACAAAUGGAACACACACGUUAGCGAUACCCACCCACUGUAGAAGACGAUCACAAAGAUUCCCUCCAGACGCCUGACUACUUUUUGAUAUAAAUGUUUCUUUUUUUUUUACCUGUCUUUGGCAUUAUAAUGACUAUGGAGUCAGCCAGUAGCUAUGAUAAGCUCUGGUCAGAUCAUGUGCUUUUAAAUCACAGAUGAAGAAGUGGGCUCAAUAUGGCCUUCUAUCGUAAAGGGCUUUCCAGACAAAGCUGCAGCGGGAUUCUUUUCAGGUGGAGCGAUCGGCGUUGCUCAUGAAGGCUGCUCAGCCGAGGCGGAGAAAAUGGGUAUCUGCUCUAAUUUAGCAACCUUGCUCCGCCCGAUCGCUUCCUGUCUGGAAAGUCUUUAAGACAAUAGACAGCGAUAGGUUGGCUCUGGCAGAAUACCACACAGCUGGUACUUAGCUGGAUCCCAUCAAUCACAUGUUUGAAUGAAACUUACAGAAUAAGCUGUGUCACUAGCUCUAUUAGGGUUACAUAGAAGCAAGCAGUGGACCAUUCUCUUAACCUUUCAAAGUCGUUUUCCAUCUUUUCUAUAAAAAAAAAAGUUUUCCUAAGUGUCGGGUUUACCAAGAAGAGGAUAGUUUCCAAUUAGGUCUCUUUUUGAUUUUUGUUUAUUUCAGUGACUAUGCACUAAACGUUUUUAGGUAUUUAUGCAAUUCCAAGCUACAGUAAAUUUGUUUUAUAGGUGGGGUAGUGUUGAAUAUUAGGCAAAAGUGUUUUUAAAAACAUCACCCCUUCACCCAAUAUGAAUCUAUGCACCUCCCAACAAGAGAACAUAACAUGCAUACAGUAUAGACGGGUUGGUUGUCUAGCAACAAAACCAAUGCAUGCGCAACUAUGGGGCAAAACAGACAGGAUUGGCUAAGAUUGUUGACACGUAAAUUAUAUUUUGUCUCAAUGUUUAUUGAAAACAUAAAUACACUUCUCUCAAAUACAUUCUUACAGUUGUUGCUUAGCUAGCUAGUGAAUUUGAGCCAUAGUCAAAGCACCUUAAAACAAGACAUGGUAUCAGUAACGAGCUGAAACGAGACACCUACGAUUCCCCACAAGGCAGCUUCCAGGCAUUGUUGCAAGCUAUCUGACCGCUCAGAAUCCUAAUACCACACGGCCUCAUCGAUGCGUGUGCAUAAUGUUUGUGAGAUGCUCAGCCAACCCGUCUUUGUCAACGUGUACAGUCAUAACACACGUGUAACUACAUGCAUUGAAGAAUGUAGUAUUUUUCUCUGAUGGUGCUAACAGGGAUCGUAUGCCCUCUGAGACCCCCAACUUUUACCAUUCGAUUUUGAAACCCCCCGGGGGCAUAUCCUAACCCAACGGGUAGCGCUCAACUCCUACACAAGCACUGAACUAGAAAUUUACCCCAGUCCCUUUCCCCUCGUACCCCUCCAUGUUGUCAGUUUGUUUUGGGAACGGGACUGGAAUCCCUUUUAUUUCUCUGGAAUCCUGGAGUCUCUCACUCACUUCCUAUGAUAUGUUGAUAUGAUGCUAAGGGUCAGGAGUUUUUCCUGAACCAUGUUUAAGGCUACAACUAGGGCCAUGAGUUUUCCUGUAUAGAUCUCGUGAUCAGAGAAGAACAGGAGUUUCUAGGAAUGCUGAAUCUGAAAUGAUGCUGUAAAAACAUUCCAUUUAUUUUGACAGUUUUUUUCUUGUUUCAUCCCUCCAUGCUCUAUUGCCAAUUGAUGCUGUGUUCGUUAUUUGUCUUAAAUGUUAUAUUUUUCUGCGAUUUCCUUAGUCAUUGUCUACGUAUGAAACGGCACCCUAUUCACUACAUGUGGCACUGGCCAAAACAAGUGCAGUAUUUAGCAUAUAGGGUUCCAUUGUCGACGUAGCCACUGUCUACAUGAAGCUCUUCCUGUGUGAGUACUUGGCUCCAGUGGGACAUUUGCGUUGACGAAGCUAAUUCAUUUUGUGAUUCAACUUCAUAACUGGUUACAAUAUUAUGUCUAUUUAGCCUCCCAGAUCUGUUUCUGCUCUUGCCUAACUCUGUUGUCAUUGUCAAGCCAAAACGCAUAACAAUUCCAUUAGGCGUUGGCAAGAGAGCAGAAACAUCUUAUUGUCUGUUGUAGGGGGAAAUUGUAAUUUUGUGUGAACUUCAAAUCUGGUAGUAGCUAUACUUACUGACUACUGCGUUAUGUCCCAAAUGGCACACUAAAUAGUGAACUACUGUUUACCAGGGCCCUGGUAUAAAGAGUGCACAAGGUAGGGAAUAGGGUUCCAUUUGGGACACCGGCCAGUAUCUUCAUCGUCCUCAUCAGAGAUAUUUAUCUUUUUGGUUGUUUCUUCUGUUCAGUUUUUUUAAUUUUUUUAUGCUGAAGAUGUGUGCAUCAUAUUUCAGCACUUGGUGUCCUGAGAGAUUGUUGGUUGUUAGAGAAUCUCUUAAUAAUCAAUAAUUAGAGAUUAUUGAUAUGAAGCACUUCCCGGUCUGUACUGCCUGAAUCAAGGACGACGAUGGCGCCGCAGAUUUUUACUAUGUUGAUCAAGCUCUUUUUGCUGUGACUUAAAACCGAACAGCUGUGUUUCUCUCCUUUUCUUCAAAUAUGUUAAUUUCUCUCAUCUCUCUGCCUGCUCUCUGCAUCCCUCCUUUUGUCCUAUUUUUUUAAUUACAGACAUUUGUAUAUUUUUUUAAUUUCUUUUUUUUUUUUUUUUUUGUCAGUCCAGGUCGAUGAGAAGCUGUUAUAUUUUGUUUAAGAAAAAUGAACUUGUUGGGAAAAACAGGCCUUUGUAAAGAAAAAAUACAAUAAAAUUUGUACUUUGUUUUUUAAUACAUA